ACGUUUGUACUGUGACCAUACAUUAGGUCGUAAAAUAAGUUCUUGAUACGACCACCAUGUUCAACAAGUUUUCACCGUCUACUGACGUGACGGGCCAAACACCUCCCAAAUCUUCUGUACAGCGAUCCAUCAGAGCAGCCAUACUCUCGCAAUGCAAGAUAGGAGCCGAAACACUCGAGCAGAUAUGGCCGAAGAAGGAGUCGUUGAUCCACGUUAAAUGCAGAAACCAUAUCUCGAUAUACACUAUCCAUGGCGAACCACUGUUUUUCCAACAAUCAGACGGGCCGAUCUACCCUACCCUACGACUACUUCACAAGUAUCCGUUUAUACUGCCCAGGGUAGGCAUUGAUCGGGGGGCGAUACGUUUCCUUCUAUCCGGUGCCAAUAUGAUGUGCCCUGGUUUAACAUCUGCUGGAGGUUAUCUUCCACCGCCGGAGAAUGCUCUGCCUGCAGGGACGCCUGUGGCUGUCUUCGCUGAGGGAAAGGAACAUGCGGUCGCUGUUGGAAUCACGAAGCUGGGAACCGAAGAAAUGCGGAAGGUCAAUAAGGACAUUGGGGUGGAGAUCGUAACACAUUUGGGUGAUGAGUUAUGGAAUCAGCAGACGUUGUAGGGACCUGUACUACUCCACAUUUCAUCAAACCAGUAGGC
Pisolithus orientalis is the source of this 649-nucleotide messenger RNA. Its product is annotated as PUA-like domain-containing protein. The transcript is spliced from 4 exons. The record is from RefSeq and is a predicted model, not a curated record. NCBI's taxonomy places the organism in Eukaryota, Fungi, Basidiomycota, Agaricomycetes, Boletales, Pisolithaceae. The coding region runs from base 57 to 611 and encodes 184 amino acids. Gene Ontology annotation, molecular function: RNA binding. Gene Ontology annotation, biological process: formation of translation preinitiation complex.